AUGCAGUUUGCAAUCUGGCUGGUUGGACUAAUGUGUCAUCUAUCAGCACUUGUCCGGGAUUCUUUGCAACACCGAUUGCAUCCGAAACAAGAAGGCUUCAUCAAGCAACUGUCAUCGUAUGAAAUCAUCACCCCGAUCCGUGUGAAUGACUUCGGAGAAUCAUUCCCUCACAAAUUGCACUACAGAAGGAGACGGAGAAGUUUAAAUGAUGACCUGUCAGACUUACGGGUUCACUACAGGAUUGAUGCGUUUGGGGAACGCUUUCAUCUCAAUAUGACCGCAGACUCCGGCUUCAUCGCUCCCUCUUACACAGUGACACACUUGGGAGCCGAACAGAGUAACGCCACGGACUUCCACUUCUUUGAGCCAAGCGAUAUGCGCCACUGCUUUUUCCGAGGACACGUCAACGCCAAGAGCGAGUACCCCGCCGUCUUCAGUCUGUGCACUGGCCUUAUUGGAACUUUUACGACACAACAUGGCGAAUACUUCUUGGAGCCCCUUUUGAAUGCUGUGGGGGAGGAAUAUGAUGACAAGCACAAUAAACCUCAUCUUAUCUAUCGACAUGAGAGGAAGAUGAACAUCUCAAGUACCGAAAACAACACAGAACCCUGUGCUGCCUCAGGGGGCGGGGACUCCAAGAAGCCUGUCUCUUUUGAGAGCAGAGGGAAUAUGGGAGAGGAGCUGGACACUAUCAGAGCCACAGUAGACGAUCAACACAAUUAUGACAACAUCUCCAAUGGCACACACCCCAAAUCCCAGCGCAGACGCAAGCGUUUCCUCUCAUACCCUCGCUACGUUGAGCUGAUGGUAACAGCGGAUGCUAAAAUGACACGUCACCAUGGACGCAACCUAGAGCACUACAUCCUAACAAUCAUGUCAGUAGUAGCGGCAGUGUACAAAGACCCCAGCGUAGGAAACCUCAUCAACAUCGUGAUUGUCAAGCUAGUCAUCAUCCACAAUGAACAGGAAGGGCCCACAGUGAGUUUUAAUGCUGCCACUACUCUCCACAACUUCUGCGUCUGGCAGCAGAGCCAAAAUGUCCAAGAUGACAGCCAUCCCUCUCACCAUGACACUGCACUCCUCAUCACCAGGGAAGACAUCUGUCGUGCGAAAGAUAAAUGCGACACGUUAGGACUUGCAGAGCUGGGGACAAUGUGUGACCAGUACCGGAGCUGCUCCAUCAGUGAGGAAAAUGGAAUUAGUGCCUCUUUCACUAUUGCUCAUGAGCUGGGCCAUGUGUUCAACAUGCCUCAUGAUGACAACCCCAAAUGUCGGGAUGCAGGCAUGAAGCACCAGUAUCAUGUCAUGGCUCCUACUCUCAAUUAUGACACCAAUCCCUGGUCAUGGUCCAAGUGCAGCCGCAAGUACAUCACAGAGUUUCUAGACACCGGCUACGGGGAGUGCCUUCUUGAUGAGCCUGUUGGCAGGACAUAUGAGCUGCCUACCCUCCUCCCUGGUCAAAUCUACAAUGCUAACAGACAAUGUGAACUGAUGUUUGGACCUGGUUCCCAAAUUUGCCCUUACAUGAAACAGUGCAAACGGCUGUGGUGUACAAGUGCAGAGGGGGACCAUAAAGGAUGUCGCACGCAACACAUGCCACUGGCUGAUGGGACGGACUGUGGUCAUGGAAUGUAUUGCAGACAUGGGAUGUGUGUAAACAAGGAGUUGGAUCUACAGCCAGUCCAUGGAGAGUGGGGUCCCUGGGGGCCCUACAGCAGUUGCUCUAGGGCCUGUGGUGGAGGAACACGGAGCAACAUCAGAGACUGCAACAAGCCUGAGCCUAGAAAUGGCGGUAAGUUCUGUGUGGGACGCAGGAUGAAGUUCCGUUCCUGCAACACUGAGCCAUGCCCGCGAGGACGGAAAGAUUUCCGUGAAGAGCAGUGCUCUCACUUUGACGGCAAGCAUUUCAACAUCAACGGUCUACCUCCCACCGUCCGCUGGGUCCCCAAGUACAGUGGCAUACUAAUGAAGGAUCGGUGUAAGCUUUUCUGCCGAGUUGCUGGGACUACGGCGUACUAUCAGCUGAAGGACCGCGUCAUUGAUGGCACACCAUGUGGGCCAGACACUUAUGACAUCUGUGUUCAAGGCCUCUGCAGGCAAGCAGGCUGUGACCACGUGCUGAACUCUAAGGCCAGGAAUGACAAGUGUGGAGUUUGUGGCGGGGACAACUCGUCAUGUAAAACCCUGGCAGGGACCUUCAACGAUGCUCAGUAUGGUUACAACACAGUGGUCCGUAUCCCAGCUGGAGCCACCAACAUUGAUAUCAAACAGGUCAGCUACUCUGGAAAGCCAGAGGAUGACAACUACCUCGCAUUAUCCGAUAGCCAGUCCAACUCCCUCCUCAAUGGGAACUUUGUGGUGGCCAUGUUCAAAAGGGAAAUCACCUUCAAGGGAAUUGUCAUAGAGUACAGCGGCUCAGACACUAAAGUGGAGCGCAUCAACUGCACUGACCGCAUUGAGGAGGAGCUCAUAUUGCAGGUCUUGUGUGUGGGAAACCUCUACAACCCAGAUGUCCGUUACUCCUUCAACGUACCCAUCGAGGAACACAGGGAACAGUUUGUGUGGGAUCCCUCAGGCUCCUGGUCUGAGUGCAACCACAUCUGUCAGGGUGUCCGGAGACGAAAGGCAGUGUGUGUGCGUAAGAGCGAUCACCUCGAGGUAUCAGACCAACGCUGUGAACACUUACCUCGUCCUGUUGCUGUACCUGAGCCCUGCAACACCGACUGUGAAGUCAGGUGGCAUGUUGCUGGAAAGAGUGAAUGUUCAGCUAAAUGUGGCCCAGGUUACCGCAGCCUGGAUGUCCAAUGUAUGAAGUACAGCAUGAUGAAGAGACAGAGUGAGAGGAUGGAGGCCAGCGCCUGUGUAGAUAUUGCCAAACCUCAAACUAGGGAACAGUGCCAUGGGAACUGCCUGCUCAAGAACUGGCAGUACGGUGCCUGGUCACAGUGCUCUAAAACAUGUGGACGUGGGAGCCGUAGCCGAGAGUCUUAUUGUAUGAACAACCGGGGCCGGCGGCUGUCAGACAGGGAUUGCGACGAAUACCAGAGGGUGGUCACGGAAAUCUGCAAUGACCAGCCAUGUCCAAAGUGGACUGUCAGCGAGUGGAGCGAGUGCCUAGUGACUUGUGGGAAAGGGAUGAGGCACAGGCAAGUGUCCUGCAGCAUGGGAGCUGGGGAGGAAAAGCUGAGCGAGCACCUCUGUGACCAGUCCAGCAAACCCCCCACUGUUGGUAACUGUGAACUGCCUGAAUGUGCAUCCUGGCAAGUUGGUGUCUGGGGAGUGUGUGCAGUGACCUGUGGCCAUGGCUACCAGAUGAGAGCUGUGAGGUGUGUGUCAGGGGCCUAUGGUGACACAGUAGAUGACAGAGAGUGCAACGCUGCGGCAAGGCCCAGAGACAGUCAGGACUGCGAGAUGCCAGUGUGUCCAUGGGCCUCUCCUGCACAAAGCACACCUCGUCCUGACAAGUCUGCUCAGCUCCUGACUCAGUGGAGAUAUGGCUCCUGGACUGCGUGCUCAGUGUCCUGUGGCAAGGGGAAGCGAGAGCGUUAUGUCAGCUGCAGAGAUGCCCAGGGAGGAGUGGCCGAUGAAUCAUACUGCGCCCACUUGACCCGGCCCCCGGAGUCCUCUGCCUGCUUCAGCCCCUGUGGUCAAUGGAUUGACGGGGAGUGGUCUCCUUGUUCAGUGACAUGUGGUGUUGGAAGAACUACCAGACAAGUAGUCUGCUCUAACUACCAUCAGCCUGUAGACCAGUCUUUCUGUGACCCGGAUGACAGACCUGCAACAGAACAGGAGUGUACGGCUGUACCCUGCUCCUCUGUUUACCAUGGCACCAACCAGCCGUAUGGAUAUCCUCAGGACCCAGGACACCAUCCUGGGCACAGCUUCUGGAAUGUGCCCUCAGCAGACAACCAGUGGAGGACCGGACCUUGGGGUGCAUGUUCCAGUACCUGUGCAGGAGGCUUCCAGAGGCGAGUGGUGGUCUGUCAGGAUGCUGACGGUCGUAGCAACAGCUACUGUGAUGAGAGGGUCAAACCCGACGAGUCCAAGAGCUGCAACUCUGGGCCCUGCCCUCUGUGGAUCAAUGGAGUCUGGGAAGAGUGCACCCACACCUGUGGUGGAGGAAGGAAGACUCGCUGGGUGGUGUGUCAAAGGCCCAAUGGCCAGAGGCUCAGUGACUACAACUGUGACAUCCUGGACAAACCGCCUGACAUGGAGCAAUGCAACCUGCAGCCCUGCCCAGGCUCUGCCUCCUGGCAACGCCGACCAUGGAAGCCGUGUUCGGUGAGUUGUGGUCGGGGGACCAAGCUACGGGAGAUUGCCUGUGUUUAUCAGAACCAAACCAAAAUAGAAGAGGAGCGCUGCAGUCAUCUUCCUCGGCCACGGACGCAGAAGGCCUGCCGGACCCGAGGAUGCCCCAGUUGGAAGGCGAACAGGUGGAGAGAGUGUUCUGUCACCUGUGGAGUUGGAGUUCAGAACCGAGAUGUCUACUGCAGGCUAAAAGGCACUGGAAAGGUCAGAGGGGAUCUAUGUGAUGCUCACACACGUCCUGCUGUCAUGCGGCCCUGCCAAACUGCAGAAUGCACCCAUUACACUUGGGUUGCUGGUGAAUGGGAGGAAUGUAAUGCAACCUGUGGAGAAGGCAUGAGAAGCAGGAAGGUGGGGUGUAGGGGCCCAGGGAUGACCCCUGCCCAGGUUGAUUAUUGUGAGCCAUCAUCCAAGCCUCCAUCACACCAGCUGUGCAAAGGAGCUCCCUGCCACUAUAUGUGGAUCACAGGGGAAUGGUCACAGUGCUCUGCCAGCUGUGGUGUGGGCUACCAGCAGCGUAUUGUCUCCUGCUCCAUGAUGCCUUCCUCUCAGGCUCACCGCCAGUAUGCUGCCCAGUCCUCCUCUGCUAGCACCCACUGUGUGGAGCCUCACCCUCCUGGCACCCGACCGUGCCUUCUCAGGGACUGUCCAUACACAUCCUAUUGGAAAGUUGGCCCAUGGAGCAAGUGCUCGCAGACCUGUGGGGCAGGAGUGAUGGAGCGCAGAGUGGAGUGUGUGACCUCCAAAGGUCAUCUGUCAAAACACUGCCGUCCUUCAGAAAGACCUGAGUCUCAAGCUGCAUGCCAAGACAGAGAAUGCCAGUUGUUCACUUCCUGCCGUGAGGUCCAGAUGAAAAAGGGUGUGAGGAUAGAUGGGGAAUAUUAUCUCAAAGUCAAUUCCCGGAUCCUACAGAUUUACUGUGCUGAGAUGCAGACUGAUUUCCCCAAGGAGUAUGUGACCUUGCGCAGCGGUCAGACAGACAACUACUCUGAGGUGUAUGGGCACAGAUUGCUGAACCCCUUUGAAUGCCCGUAUAAUGGCAGCCGAAGACAGGACUGUAACUGCAGGAAUGACUACUCAGCAGCAGGAUACACACUGUUCCAUAAAGUUCGUCUGGACCUGAGCUCCCUGAGGAUAAUGAUCACAGACCUCCAGUUUUCCCAUACUCUUCUUGGGCGACCUGUGCCUUUUGCUACAGCGGGAGAUUGUUACAGUGCAGCCAAGUGUCCACAGGGUCAGUUCAGCAUUAAUCUGAUUGGCACUGGCCUCAAAGUGGCUGAGGCCACCAAAUGGACAUCUCAGGGCAACUAUGUUUCCGUCAAAGUCCACAGAUCUGAGGAUGGGACAAGAAUCUACGGUCGCUGUGGUGGUUUCUGUGGGAAGUGCAUUCCCCAGGCUCACAACGGCCUACUCCUCCAAGUCCAGUAAGGGCCAUGCAGAGACCAAACCCCUAAAUCAACCUGAAGACAGUAACCAAGAACAUGCAAUAAUAGUGAU
Molecule: messenger RNA, 5802 nt
Organism: Scomber japonicus (chub mackerel)
Lineage: Eukaryota; Metazoa; Chordata; Actinopteri; Scombriformes; Scombridae
Product: A disintegrin and metalloproteinase with thrombospondin motifs 20-like
Exons: 40
Coding region: 1-5733 (1910 amino acids)
Biological process (GO): proteolysis; extracellular matrix organization
Cellular component (GO): extracellular matrix
Molecular function (GO): metalloendopeptidase activity; zinc ion binding
Source: RefSeq, a predicted model, not a curated record